GUUAGAGCCGAACACAAGCAAAGCGAUGGCGGCUGGUUCUAGGCUUCCCCAGUUGAAGCAAUGCCUCAUCAGGCAGAAUGGCCAACAGGAGCAGCACGGGGUGGCGGCCUCCUGCCUCCGGGAGCUGCGAAGCAAAGCCUGUGACCUCCUAGCAAUUGACAAGGCCUCAGAGCCCAUCACGCUGGUAUUGGCUGAGGAUGGCACUAUUGUGGAUGACGAGGACUAUUUUUUGUGUCUGCCGCCAAACACCAAGUUUGUGGCACUGGCAAAGGGCGAGAAGUGGUCCACCAGCAGCAUAGAUGGGGGCACAGCUUGGCUCAAGGGAGACAUCACGGACACUGACAGAGUGGACGGUGGUGGUGGAGAGAAGUGGAGGCAACUGGCCAGACAACUGAAGGACGACCUCUCCACCAUCAUAUUGAUGUCGGAGGAAGACCUCCAGGUGCUCAUCGAUGUGCCAUGCUCUGACCUGGCCCAAGAGCUUUCUGAGAACCAGCCCAAGAUCCAGACUCUGCAAAACACCCUCCAGCAGGUGCUGGACAGGCGGGAAGAGGAACGGCAAUCCCGGCAGCUUCUGGAACUCUACCUGCAAGCGUUGAAAAACGAGGACCACAUUGUACCCAAAACAGAAGAGCCAAGAUCAGAGGAAACUGCCAUGGAAGAAACAGACGUGGUUGACGCUGGGAGCAGCAGCAGCAGAGGUCCUGGUAACGGGGUUCCACUCAGCAGCCAUGUUCUGACCACACUUAAAGAGAAGUCUGCCCCAGAACUUGGCCUGGCAAGUCAAGACUUAGAGCUGGUUUACAAAGCAAACCCAGAAGCUCUUGCUCUGACCCUGAACUGGGACAAGCCGAAGACAGAGGCCUUGCAGCAAACCUGUGGGGAGGAACUUUCAAGGCGUCUGCAGCAGGUUCACGCCCUAAACUCCUUGAGGAGCAUGUCCAAGGGCAAGAAAAAGUUGCCAUGGGGGGAGUGGUUGAGUUCCAAACGCAAGAAAUAAGGAGGCUUUGGGAGCCCAAGUUUGGACACAUCGAUGAGUUUUCUGUACCUCUCCAAACUGAACACCACCAUGUGAGCACAGAAAUUCUAACCAGGACAUUGUUCACUGGACUCUGCACCACUCCAGCAAGGAAAAACUAAAAAAAAGAGUCUCCUUUAUGCUUACAGGUGGUGCUGUUAAGUUGCCACCAUGAUUAAUUUCUGGCUUUGGCACUGGCCCAACGCCCUAGAGUUUAUGGGUCCUGGUUUUUUGUGCCUGAUCACCUUUUGCCUUACACUCCUGCUUUUUGAUGCUUCCUUCCUGCUAGAACAUCACACUCCAUCACAAAUAUAUAUAAAACGUGCAUUUUAGUGGCACGUUUCAUGCUGUAGUUGAAUGCAGCCAAACGUCUUGUAUUCCAAAGCCACGCUUGCAAAGUGGCCCCCAACUGGUAGCACUCCUUCUCUUGCCUCAGUGCUUGUGGUGUUUCUGUGAGACUCUGUUUAUGAGGAUGACAUUAAGAAAACAAUAAUUUUACUUUCUGGAGCAUUCCAGCUAUGAGACUAUAACCUGCAUAAGGUAUCAUCGGAUAGUCACCACUUCUAUUAGCAAUAAAUUCAACUAGUUAGCGGUUUGUUUUUUCUAAAAACAAACAAAACAAACCCUACAUUUUCCUGGUAUUAAACUUUUGUAUUAUUCUAGUUACAGGUAGGUAGCCGUGUUGGUCUGAGUCGAAGCAAAAUAAAAAAUUCCUUCAGUAGCACCUUAAAGACCAACUAAGU
Messenger RNA from Zootoca vivipara (common lizard), 1761 nucleotides. RefSeq names its product DNA fragmentation factor subunit alpha (gene DFFA). Gene Ontology annotation, biological process: negative regulation of execution phase of apoptosis; apoptotic process. The record is from RefSeq and is a predicted model, not a curated record. Gene Ontology annotation, cellular component: chromatin. Lineage: Eukaryota; Metazoa; Chordata; Lepidosauria; Squamata; Lacertidae.